GAACUGCACUAGUUGGUGGUCCUUCUAAUGAGGAAAUUCAUCUUGUGGGAGGUGUUCAACAAAAUCUCACCCUACUUGAUCAGAUAGAUCGUAAUGCAACAAUAACUUCAAAUCAGACAUUAAUGAUAAAUGAAUUUCUUAAAACUUGGAAUUCAACAAAUCAAACACUUUUUAUUUACCGAUCAACUGCACGAAUUUGGAUGACUCCUGAAUCUGUCGCAAAUGAUAAUGCACCAACAAUUAGACGUAGAUCAACUUCAACGGUUAUAUCGAAAGGAAUUAUAUAUAUGUUUGGUGGGCGUGUUGAAGUAGAUACGGGUUCACCCACAUUUCUUUGCUUUAACGAUCUAUACACUUAUGACACAAUUUUGUCAAGGUGGAAUAAGAUUGAUGCCAACAAUGUUCCUACACCUCGAAGUCAUAGCGCACCAGUAUUACUUCCAGACGGUAAGAUCCUUUAUAUCGGAGGCGGUAGUCAGGCUGCUCCUGGAAAAGAUGUAACACCAAUAGAUAUGAAAAUU
Molecule: messenger RNA, 521 nt
Organism: Racocetra fulgida
Lineage: Eukaryota; Fungi; Glomeromycota; Glomeromycetes; Diversisporales; Gigasporaceae
Source: the annotation of a GenBank genome assembly